GGAGGGCGGUGGUUGUAGGUGGUUAAUGGUAGUUAUUACUUUAGGCUCUCUAGUCUUUGGUCCAAGGACCCUCGCAUAUAUAUUGAACCCAAUUCAAUUCCGUACGUGCCCAUUCACUUCUCAAGUUUCAGACUUUCCUUUUUUCGCUCUCCGUGUUUGGUUUGGGUCAGCAGUUCUCGCUCUUGGCCGUCUCCUCCAUUGACCUAAACGAAGGUCAGACGAACUCAUUUCACAAAGUGAAUAAGUCGACCCUCUUCAUAUUCCAACAAUCCAGGAAUUCACUUAAUAUCUAUCAAAUCCUUCUUUGGAUAAGGGUGAAUCUCUCAACUUUCCUGUGGAGCAGUAAGUUUGUUCGGCAACUGCCCCUCGGCUCUUAUAUGUUGUUUGAUGGACUACUUGAAAGAAGUGGAAGGCAAGCGAGUUCAUGAUCCCCUGGGGCGGAAGAUGAGCAAAUCAGAGAGGCGCAUUUUGGUGCCAGGACCGGUCAUCGUUGGUGCGGGGCCAUCGGGCCUAGCAGUGGCUGCAUGUCUAAAAGAAAGAGGUAUUUCCAGUUUGAUACUAGAAAGGGAAAAUUGCAUAGCUUCCUUGUGGAAUCUCAAGACUUAUGAUAGACUUCACCUUCAUCUUCCCAAGGAACACUGCGAGCUCCCUCUCAUGCCUUUUCCUCCUGACUUCCCCAGAUAUCCAACCAAACACCAGUUCCUGAACUACUUGGAGGCUUAUGCCAAGCGCUUUGAUAUAAGACCCUUUUUCAACAAGACGGUGGUGAGCGCGGAAUUCGAUCCUAGGAGCAGGCUUUGGCAGGUUAAGACUCGGGGAUUCAAAAAGGAGGAGGAAAUCGUGUACCAGUGCCAAUGGCUCAUAGUCGCAACCGGCGAGAAUGCAGAGGAGGUUGUGCCGGAGAUUCAAGGGAUGAAUGAGUUUGCUGGGCCUAUAAUCCACACAAGCUCAUACAAGAGCGGGGAUUCAUACCGGGGGAAGAGAGUGUUGGUAGUUGGAUGCGGAAACUCGGGCAUGGAGGUCUGUUUGGAUCUCUGCAAUCAUAAUGCUUUCCCAUCCCUCGCGGUUAGAGAUUCAGUGCACGUCUUGCCUCAAGAGAUGCUAGGGAGAUCAACUUUUGGAUUGUCCAUGUGGUUGGUAAAGUGGUUUCCAGUACGCCUUGUGGAUCAAUUUUUACUUCUAGUAUCUCGAAUGAUGCUCGGGGACACUGCUCGAUUAGGACUCAAUCGCCCAAAGCUUGGCCCACUUCAACUCAAGAGCUUGUCCGGCAAGACACCUGUGCUGGAUGUUGGGACACUUGCAAAGAUCAAAACUGGGAAUAUCAAGGUUUGCCGUGGAAUAAAGCAGCUAUCAUGUCAUACUGCAGAGUUUGUUGAUGGGAGAGUGGAGAAUUUUGAUGCCAUUAUUCUAGCUACAGGUUACAAAAGUAAUGUGACAUCUUGGUUGAAGGAAGGCAAUAUGUUCUCAGAGAAAGAUGGGUUGCCCAGAAAGCCAUUCCCAAAUGGAUGGAAAGGUGAGUGUGGACUAUAUGCAGUGGGCUUUACUAAACGUGGCCUGCUUGGUGCUUCUUUAGAUGCAAGAAGGAUUGCAGAAGAAUUAAGCGUGCACAGUUCAUGGCCUUUCCAGCACGUCCGCCACGACAAUCAUGAUCUGUGAGGGAUGCAAUUGAAGAUUUAUGAAGUUAAUGGACUUUAAUGGUGACUUUUUGAGUUGGUAGCUGCACCAAGGAAGUAUAUAUAAUUUCCCCCUCUUCAGUGUAAGGGAUGAAAUGAAAGGGAAAAAAAAAAAAAAACAAGAAAGAGUAGGACAUGUGAUUCCUAACUUUCAGAUGUAAGGUGGGGGAAGAGAGCUUUUGUUUUGUUUCCCCUUUUUAAAUUUUUUGGUUUUUAUUUCCCUUCUUAUAUUUUUUGGGGUUAGGGGUGUUCAACUGUGUAUAUCUUGUACAUUGCCAUUUUUCUCUAGCGAGGUAAAUCUUUAAGACAGAGAUUCCUUAGGGUUCCUGUAGAUGUUUGAAAGUAGUGAGGGUGGGGGUGGUGUUGACAAACUAUAUUUCCAAACUGAUGUAAAAUGAUCAGAAUCAUAUGUGAAUUCCCAUCAAUACGGCCCUGUA
Molecule: messenger RNA, 2110 nt
Organism: Vitis riparia (riverbank grape)
Lineage: Eukaryota; Viridiplantae; Streptophyta; Magnoliopsida; Vitales; Vitaceae
Product: indole-3-pyruvate monooxygenase YUCCA2
Exons: 5
Coding region: 388-1656 (422 amino acids)
Biological process (GO): auxin biosynthetic process
Molecular function (GO): flavin adenine dinucleotide binding; N,N-dimethylaniline monooxygenase activity; NADP binding
Source: RefSeq, a predicted model, not a curated record